AUGAUACGAAUAAUAGUUGCAGACGAUCGACUUAUGAGCCAGAGCUUUUGGGAAUACAGGCGUGUGGUGGGCCAGAUCAAAGGCAUGGACUGUUCCGUAGCCGGGUAUGAAACAUACUGGAAGACAUUGCAUUUGAGAGAAUACUAUCUAUCCAAAUACCAAAAAUCAAUAUCAUAUCCCUCUAUUGGAGUUCGCCGAGUACAACCAAUCAUCCCAGAAGUGGGUGUUACGAAAGCGACAUCAAUAGCUCGCAAGCACGCAAGACAAACAUUUCUCCCUCAAAAAUUGUACGCAUUGAACCGUAACAUUAGAAAGCUAAGAACGCCCGCUUCUCCCGAUUCAUGGUUCCCCAGCAUGCCAUAA
Coccidioides immitis RS is the source of this 363-nucleotide messenger RNA. RefSeq lists its product as uncharacterized. Bases 1 to 363 code for a protein of 120 amino acids. The record is from RefSeq and is a predicted model, not a curated record. The transcript has a single exon. Lineage: Eukaryota; Fungi; Ascomycota; Eurotiomycetes; Onygenales; Onygenaceae.